GUUGAAUAGUAUCAGAAGCUGCCUUAUAAUUUUACAAAUUAUUUCCAUUAGGGCUAAAUUUCUUGUUACCUACCCUACAACAAUUUUGUAAAGCAAUUUUGUGAUAAUUGUUUUCAACAGAACCAUAAGCAGACGGAUUGCAAGUAUUUGGAAGUCCUCUGUGUGCAUACUACAUGUAGCAUGCAGGUUAAAAAAAGUGAACUUGCUGAUCACUUUAGUAAGGAAUGCAGAGUCAGACUACAGCAAUGCCAAUUUUGUGAUGAAUCUGUUGCUUACUGCGAAAUGAAGGAACACCUCCGGUCGAAUCACAAAUAUCUCCACCGCCAGAUGGACAACCUGGGAAUUGAAGUAGAUGGCCUGCUUCAGUUAGUAUACCUCCUCCAAGAUGGGCAUCGCCAUCUCCAGAAUGAACAACGUAGAUUACACGAAGUGGUUCAACAACUGCAGGCGAACCUCUGCGUAUUGGAGCAAGGCAUUCAACAGCAAAGAGAAGAUGAUGUAAAGAAUGCCUUGUGUGUGGUGAAAGAUAUUCUUGAAGAUAUGGCCAGGUCGCGUGAUGAACAAGGUGCUGAAGCUAACCCCCCACGUAACUGUAAAAGAAUGAUCAAAGCCGUAGAGGAAGCUCUGGAGGUUAGAAAUGCAAACCCAGCUGAGUCAGACCUAUGUGCAAGACAGCAAGGGCUUUCAAGCGACGAUGGUCAGCUGUUGGCACGUAAAACAAGACGUGUGCACGCAACAUGCCAAGAGCCUAAUGCCCAGGAGAGAACGGCUUUGGGAAAUCCGUCAGGUGCUAGUCCUUUCUCUGAAACACCCAGUGAGUCCAGUGGUAGUGCUCAGAACCUUGCUUUGGUACAACGGGUUGUCAGUCUUAAAAAGAGAGAUGCGGACAUGAAAAUGGAACCUGAUACCACCCAGGAGAGCUUCAGGAGGCAUGACCAAAGAAUUGAAUCUAUUGAGCACACACAGGCACUCAGGAAGGUGACCCUGGCUGAUUUGGAGGGGUACCGAACCGCUGACCACGAAGUUCUUCUGGUAGAGAACAAUCGCAGAAUGGAAGAAGUUAGACGUGACGUGGGUAAUAUG
Messenger RNA from Pocillopora damicornis (cauliflower coral), 1083 nucleotides. RefSeq lists its product as uncharacterized. The record is from RefSeq and is a predicted model, not a curated record. Lineage: Eukaryota; Metazoa; Cnidaria; Anthozoa; Scleractinia; Pocilloporidae.